UAACAUCCUUCAAAUCUAUAUUCCAGAUUUUCAUCACAAACAACCCCUCCAAGCUACUCCACCAAAAGCACUCUCACAACGAAGAAGCUCUUACACCACAACAACCACAUCCAUGGCUACAACCAUUGCUACAAUGGCCAUGCUCAAUGCCAAGUGCUUGAGCAUAAACUCUCCAAACCAUCUUAAUCCUAUCAAGCCAACCAUCAAACCCCUUUCCCUCCUUUCCCUCCAAAGCCUCCCGAAAGGCUUGGCCCACUCCAAAUCCUCCCGAGAUAAUCUGAACCCUUCAUCUCUCGCUGGGACUGCCAUUGCGGGUGCCAUCUUUUCCUCCCUAAGUUGUUGCGACGCUGCAUUGGCGGCCCAACAGAUUGCAGAAAUUGCCGAAGGCGACAACCGUGGCCUUGCUCUCCUGCUGCCGAUAAUCCCCGCAAUAGCUUGGGUUCUCUUCAAUAUACUCCAACCUGCUCUUAACCAACUUAGCCGAAUGCGGAGCGAGAAAGGGAUCAUUGUAGGACUUGGGCUUGGAGGAUUGACCACAUCGAGCUUUAUCUCCACGCCUAGCGCAUCGGCCAGUGAGAUUGCUGCGAUUGCUGAUGCGUCAUCAAACGACAGCCGUGGGUUGCUCCUGUUGUUUGUGAUUGCUCCUGCUGUUUUGUGGGUCCUCUACAACAUUCUCCAACCGGCUUUGAACCAGCUCAAUAGGAUGAGGUCAGAGUAAGAGGCCUUGUGGGUGUGGGUACAAAUGAUGUUGCACCACUUCCUGUGUGUAUGAAUUUUUGUAUUUGGAGUUUAUUAUCCAUGGAAGGUUAUUUGAUGGGUUGUUGUCUUUUUCAUGUGUAUCAUAGCCAAGUGACUAAAUAUAUGGCCUUUUUAUCUA
Messenger RNA from Magnolia sinica, 877 nucleotides. RefSeq names its product photosystem II core complex proteins psbY, chloroplastic. The transcript has a single exon. Lineage: Eukaryota; Viridiplantae; Streptophyta; Magnoliopsida; Magnoliales; Magnoliaceae. Gene Ontology annotation, biological process: photosynthesis; cell redox homeostasis. The record is from RefSeq and is a predicted model, not a curated record. The coding region runs from base 113 to 718 and encodes 201 amino acids. Gene Ontology annotation, cellular component: photosystem II; chloroplast thylakoid; membrane. Gene Ontology annotation, molecular function: manganese ion binding.